This is a messenger RNA of Paramecium tetraurelia, 1455 nucleotides long. RefSeq lists its product as uncharacterized. NCBI's taxonomy places the organism in Eukaryota, Ciliophora, Oligohymenophorea, Peniculida, Parameciidae. The record is from RefSeq and is a predicted model, not a curated record. The transcript is spliced from 3 exons.
AUGCAUCAUCAAAAUAGAUUACCAACAAUUAAAAACACUAACAAAGAAUAAAGAUCUGAUUCUUUAGAUUUACCUACAAAUAGGUAAUGGGUGAGAAAAGAAACUUCUUAAAGUUCCGAAAGAAAUGUUUAGAACACCGAAAACUAUAGCAUAGCUCACUUAGAAAGGAAUGAAUAAAGGUAUGAUGCUUCUUAAAGAGCACAUAACAAAAAUAUUUUAGUCUAAGAUGAAAUGAAUUCUCAUUAAUUACGACAGAAAACAGACAUAAGUUCUCACAAAUUUAAAUUGAAUCCAGUAACUAAUGAAUACCAAAAUUAAAAAAAUCAACGCUAAAUCAGGUAGAAUCAAAAUUUUGAUGAAGUUGGUUAAGAUACUUAAGAAAAUUAAUAAAAUAAAAAAUAUUUAACUUUGGAUACUUAAACUGAAAGAAACUAAUUAGUCACAGUGAAAAGGUAAGCCUCAUUAUAACAACACAAAGAUAAGUCAAUAAAACCUGGAAGAAACAUUAAAGGAAUCAGAAAUUUUGCUGGUCAUGCUCAGAAUUUGUUAACUAACUUUACCUUUUAAAAUAAAUGGUUGAAAAAAUUAAAAUCCAUCUUUUAAGUAGCCAGAGCCUUAUGCAGAAUAUAGAUUUUAAUAAGACCAAAAAGGGAAUAAUGGGAUGUGGCGAUAUCAAAAGAAAUUGAUUGCAAACAGGAAUUAUCUUUCAACACAACUAUUAAUGCAAUAAAAAUCAAAUAAUGGUGUUAAAUGGUAUUUACGAAGGCUAUUUCUAUUAUUCAAUCCGAAACACUUGAUGAUCACAAAAUCAAUUUUAUAGAAAAUCAAUUAGCACCAUUACAAUUAGAUCAUGCAAUUAAUGUAACAACUCAAGUUUUCUGGUAUUUUAUGACUUCAUUCGAAUUAUUUACUAAUCAGAAAUUAUUCAUUAGAGAAUUUGGGUUAAUCAUGUACAAAGACCUGUUUGAAGAAUAAAGAAAGUUCUUUAGUAAAUUUGUCUCUAAACGUACGACUUACUUAUCAAGCAAAUAUAAAAUCAUCGCAGAUGAAUAGAGAGUGAUGAUUUAUUCAGAAUCUAUAAUUUACAAUUUACUUUAAGGAUUGAUGCUAUCAAUAAAUAAUCCAAAAGUGAUUAAUAUCAAUAAACCCAAUAGUAUCUUUCUUAUAAGAGUUUUGAUUACUUUAUUGCAGUAUUUGUUUAUGAAAACAUUUACGGAUUUACCAACAGUGAAUGAUUUAAGUGGCAACUAUAAGUUAAUUUAAUUUAAAUUUGCAUAAGUUAACAAAAAAGAUUACGCUCUAUAGGAGUGUAUUUAAGUAGAGAAAGAGGAGCUAAUAAUUGGUACAUAUAGAAUGGAUGAAUUGAGUCCAUUGUUUACCAAAAUCUCAUGGCAUUCAUCAAUUAAGAAAUGCUUUAAAAGAAUACUUAAUAAUUUAUUUCUUUAUAAAUUUUGA